ACUUAGCAAAGAAAAAGCUUAACUCAGGCCUUCGUUAGGUCUCUCCUUCCUUCUAGCACAUUGGCCAGUUGUAUGAGGAAAGUAGAGGUGGAGUUGGGUUCAUGUACAACAAUAUGGAAUUCAGCUAGAGUGGAUGAGGACAGAAAGUUUUAUGACUCAGCGGGGGUAAGAUAGGAAAGGAUCAUUGUUCCCAAUUAAGAAAGAGAGCCCUGGACAACCAGUUAGAGAAUCCCCCGAUUAUCUCUCUGACGUAAGUCACUGAAACUGAGAUCUAAGGCAGGUCCUCUGUGAGUCAUAAGCACUUAACCCAGUGGGGAGAUUCCAGAACAGGAUAUUUCCUAGUUUGAGAAUCCCUCUCAUGCCAGAUAUGGAUACAUUUGCAUUUUACUUUGAACGUUGCUGGACGAGCCCACUUUUAGGCAGUUCCACUUCCCACUGGGUGGGGCAGCAAGUCCUGUAAAGAGGUUCCCUGCUGCACGACUCUUAAACUCCUGGUAUUCCAGCACCGACCUGCUUUGGAGAACCUGAUUCUGAGACUCCAGCAGGAUGUCUUAUCAACAGCAGCAGUGCAAGCAGCCCUGCCAGCCACCUCCUGUGUGCCCCACGCCAAAGUGUCCAGAGCCAUGUCCACCCCCGAAGUGCCCUGAGCCCUGCCCACCACCAAAGUGUCCACAGCUCUGCCCACCUCAGCAGUGCCAGCAGAAAUAUCCUCCUGUGACACCUUCCCCACCCUGCCAGCCAAAGUAUCCACCCAAGAGCAAGUAACAGCUUCAGGAUUCAUCAGGAUCAUGAAAGGAUAAGGAUAUUUGGCUCACCUCGUUCCACAGCUCCACCUGCAUCUUCUCACCAAAGCCUUCCAUGGAUGCACAGGGAGCUUCUUUCUCCUUAACCUGUGACCUGCCCAUGAUGAUCUGUGACAGCGAAAGGUUUCCUUUCUGGGUUGCCCAUACUGCCACUGUCCAGGUGGAGCUGAGAAAAGGAAGUCCUGGGCUGUGCCAGCUGCCGGAGCUUCAGAAGAAAGAGCAAUAGCUCUCACCCUGGGAACCAUCAGAGAAUUCUGUUGAUGUUUUCUGUGUCUGUCUGUCCCCUGGGCAUGAGCUUCUACCACCUGUGCAGUUGUCACUUUCCUUUCACUCCCUGAAUAAAGUAUCUAUGCAUAA
Piliocolobus tephrosceles (Ugandan red Colobus) is the source of this 1160-nucleotide messenger RNA. Its product is annotated as small proline-rich protein 2B. Gene Ontology annotation, cellular component: cornified envelope. The transcript is spliced from 2 exons. Lineage: Eukaryota; Metazoa; Chordata; Mammalia; Primates; Cercopithecidae. The coding region runs from base 547 to 765 and encodes 72 amino acids. The record is from RefSeq and is a predicted model, not a curated record.